This is a messenger RNA of Nannospalax galili (Upper Galilee mountains blind mole rat), 3913 nucleotides long. It is a transcript of the gene Paxbp1, whose product is annotated as PAX3 and PAX7 binding protein 1. The record is from RefSeq and is a predicted model, not a curated record. Bases 146 to 2896 code for a protein of 916 amino acids. NCBI's taxonomy places the organism in Eukaryota, Metazoa, Chordata, Mammalia, Rodentia, Spalacidae. Gene Ontology annotation, cellular component: nucleus. Gene Ontology annotation, molecular function: DNA binding. Gene Ontology annotation, biological process: positive regulation of transcription by RNA polymerase II; mRNA splicing, via spliceosome. The transcript is spliced from 18 exons.
GAGCGCAUGCGCACUGGGCGAUGCGCGGUAGCUAGCCAGCACCAGGAGGACCCGGCUGCAGUUGUGCAGAGUGCGCGUGCGCUGUCGCCGUCUCCGCGCUACCUAGUCCUCGGUGAGCUAGCUGGCUACGGUGCCUGCAGCUGGGAUGUUCCGAAAGGCCCGGCGGGUGAACGUGCGCAAGCGGAACGACUCGGAGGAGGAGGAGCGGGAGCGCGAUGACGAGCAGGAACCGCCGCCGUUGCUGCCACCGCCGGCUUCUGCCGAAGAGUCGGGACCUGGUGGCGGCGACCGGGCCCCCGGGGGGGAGUCGCUGCUGGGCCCCGGGCCGCCGUCCUCCGCGCUCACCCCGGGCGUCGGGGUGGAGGCCGUGGGCGGCAUCCCCGGCGGCGCGGAGCCUGGCAACGGGCUGAAGCAGCGCAAGAGGCCUCGUGAGAACAAAGAGGUGGCCCGGGCUAGCCUGCUCAGCUUCCAGGACGAGGAGGAAGAAAAUGAAGAAGUUUUCAAAGUGAAGAAAUCAAGUUACAGCAAAAAGAUAGUGAAAUUGCUCAAGAAAGAGUAUAAAGAAGAUCUUGAAAAGUCAAAGAUCAAGACAGAACUCAACUCAGCAGCUGACAAUGACCAGCCUCUGGACAAAACAGGGCAUGUUAAGGACACGGGUCAAGAAGAUGGAGUUCUCAUCAGCGAGCAUGGUGAAGAUGAGAUGGAUAUGGAGAGCGAGAAGGAGGAAGACAAGCCAAAGGCUGGAGGCACAUUCUCAAAUGCAUUGUCCUCUUUGAAUGUUCUCCGUCCGGGAGAAAUUCCAGAUGCAGCUUUCAUACAUGCUGCAAGGAAAAAGCGCCAAAUGGCCCGGGAACUGGGAGACUUCCCUCCUCAUGAUAAUGAACCUGGCAAAGGCCGCCUUGUCAGAGAAGACGAGAAUGAUGCCAGUGAUGAUGAGGAUGACGAUGAAAAACGUCGCAUAGUUUUCUCUGUGAAAGAAAAGUCACAAAGACAAAAGAUCGCUGAGGAAAUAGGUAUUGAAGGGAGUGAUGAUGAUGCAUUAGUAACUGGAGAACAAGAUGAAGAACUUAGCCGAUGGGAACAGGAGCAGAUAAGAAAAGGAAUUAAUAUUCCCCAGGUUCAAGCAAGUCAGCCCACUGAAGUGAAUGUGUACUACCAGAACACUUACCAGACAAUGCCCUAUGGUUCAUCCUAUGGCAUACCAUAUAGUUACACGGCCUACGGAUCAUCAGAUGCCAAAUCUCAAAAAACAGAUAAUACAGUCCCUUUCAAAACUCCCAGUAAUGAGAUGACUCCCGUUACUAUUGAUUUGGUAAAGAAACAGCUUAAAGACAGGUUGGACUCCAUGAAAGAAUUGCACAAAACCAAUCGACAGCAGCAUGAGAAGCAUCUGCAAAGCCGAGUGGACUCGACCAGGGCUAUUGAAAGAUUAGAAGGGUCUUCUGGGGGUAUUGGUGAACGGUAUAAAUUUUUGCAAGAAAUGCGAGGGUAUGUCCAAGACUUGCUUGAGUGUUUCAGUGAAAAGGUGCCACUGAUUAAUGAACUUGAAUCAGCAAUACAUCAGCUGUACAAACAGCGCGCUUCCCGCCUUGUCCAAAGACGACAAGAUGAUAUUAAAGAUGAAUCUUCGGAGUUUUCAAGCCAUUCAAAUAAGGCUUUGAUGGCACCAAAUCUUGAUUCCUUUGGACGAGAUCGGGCACUGUAUCAAGAACAUGCAAAACGGCGGAUUGCGGAGCGGGAGGCCAGGAGGACGCGCCGUCGACAAGCCAGAGAGCAAACCGGUAAGAUGGCAGAUCACCUUGAAGGCCUUUCCAGUGAUGAUGAAGAAACCUCUACAGAUACUACCAAUUUCAAUCUGGAAAAAGAUCGCAUUUCAAAAGAGUCCAGCAAGGUUUUUGAAGAUGUCCUUGAGAGUUUCUAUUCAAUUGACUGCAUUAAAUCACAGUUUGAAGCAUGGCGUUCAAAAUAUUACAUGUCCUACAAGGAUGCCUACAUCGGCCUUUGUUUACCAAAAUUGUUCAACCCUCUUAUCAGACUGCAGCUCCUCACUUGGACUCCUCUUGAUGCAAAAUGUCGUGACUUUGAGAAUAUGCUGUGGUUUGAAUCUUUGCUGUUUUAUGGGUGUGAAGAACGAGAACAAGAAAAAGAUGAUGUAGAUGUUGCACUGCUCCCUACCAUUGUGGAAAAGGUGAUUCUUCCUAAACUAACAGUGAUAGCUGAAAAUAUGUGGGACCCUUUUUCUACAACACAGACUUCAAGAAUGGUUGGAAUUACACUAAAAUUAAUAAAUGGAUAUCCUUCAGUGGUCAAUGCAGAAAAUAAAAAUACACAGGUAUACCUUAAAGCACUUCUAUUGAGGAUGAGAAGAACUUUAGAUGAUGACGUGUUCAUGCCUUUAUACCCUAGAAAUGUUUUAGAAAAUAAAAAUUGUGGGCCUUACUUGUUUUUCCAGCGGCAGUUUUGGUCUUCGGUCAAGCUGUUGGGAAAUUUUCUUCAGUGGUAUGGCAUUUUCUCAAAUAAAACACUUCAGGAAUUAUCAAUAGAUGGUUUGUUAAAUCGAUACAUCCUCAUGGCCUUUCAGAAUUCAGAAUAUGGAGAUGACAGCAUCAAAAAAGCCCAAAAUGUAAUAAAUUGUUUCCCCAAACAGUGGUUUGUGAAUCUGAAAGGAGAAAGAACUAUUUCUCAGUUAGAAAAUUUUUGCCGAUAUCUUGUACAUUUAGCAGAUACAAUUUACAGAAAUAGCAUUGGGUGCUCUGAUGUGGAAAAAAGAAAUGCAAGGGAGAACAUAAAACAGAUAGUAAGACUUCUUGCAAGUGUUGGAGCUUUGGAUCAUGCUGUGUCUGUUGCAAGUGACCACAACGUGAAAGAGUUUAAAUCUUUGAUUGAAGGAAAAUAGAACCAUGAGACUAAAAAGCCUCUUUGCUUUAGUACCAUUCCCAGUGUGUAAAUUUUGUAUAUAUGUAAAGUUUCUUAAACUGUAAGAUACUAAUUCUUGUUUUAAUACAAAAACAUAUACUGUGUCCUUAAAUGUGAUUUCUUCAGAAUGAAAGGAAUUCAGAUUAUUUGUAGGAGUCUAUGACUGUUUUCCUUCCUGCCUGUCAUAUUUUGUUUACAGAAGUAUUUUGUAUGGUCAUUAAAUUAACCCUCUCAUUUAACUGUCCUCUAUAAAUGAUGUUGUGCAGUGUAAAUUGUGUAAUUAUGCAUAUAUAUAUUUAUAUCACCAUGGAUUUUCACACCGGAAAUUUGCAGUGUUUUUCUACAGAGGAAGCCUUUUAACAGCAGAAAAUUAUCCAGUAGCAAAUUGUCUUAGGGAAAUACUAUACUGUUGCAACAAAAGGGCUGGCAAGUGACUAUAAAUGUUCAUCCCCUUUUGGUUAGUGUUGCUGUCACUGUAGCUGUGCUGCCUUAAAAUGAGGGCUGAGUUAUGAUCUUAGUCAUUGAGUGAAUGUCGAACUUUCUUCUUCAAGUCAGCAUUAUAGGCAAAUGUGGGUUAAUGUGAACUCUUAAGUAAUAUAUGCAGUAUAGUUUGAGGUGGAACAUUAGUUUAGUUUUUAAUAAUAAGCCUACAAGCUAACUGCAUGGUUUAGGCCAACUGUCCUUUCCCAUUCAUGAUUUUACUUCCUGAUCAGCUUAUAGUUAUAUGAAUUUUGGUAGUCUGUCAUAAUCCCACAUAUGUGAGUUAUAUAUGCAAUAAAGAAACGCCUUGCUGAUUAGCCACACCUAAGCAGUUUACUAUCCAUGGUCUUCUAUAAUGUUUAUACCACAUUGUAAAUAUUCAGAGAAACUUGUUUUAAAGUUUAUGCUUUCUGACUCUGUGAUUUUCAAAAGAUGAACUUUUUGGAAAUUAAGGAUUAUUGUUUGAUAUUAUAUAUGUAAUUAAGCUUUAGCCAAGCAUUAAAUUAAUUUUUAAAUA